This is a messenger RNA of Cetraspora pellucida, 252 nucleotides long. Lineage: Eukaryota; Fungi; Glomeromycota; Glomeromycetes; Diversisporales; Gigasporaceae. The record is from the annotation of a GenBank genome assembly.
AUGUCUCUGUCUAUUGAUAGACACGUUGGAUUGGUUCCUAUGCCAGCCCAAGCGAUACUCAAAUAUGUUGUCAACAAAUUUGAAGAAGCGAUAGCGAUACAAUAUCCUGCAAAACAGUCCAUUUUCUGGACGCUCUACGAAGAGGAAGUGGAGUUGACUAAUGAAGAUUUCGAAGAAAGAUUAAACGAUGCAGAUGUCAUCAAUAUAAGUGCUAAUAAUUCCUCGGUAAACAAAAACUUUUCAACGAACUAA